Messenger RNA from Ostrinia furnacalis (Asian corn borer), 3781 nucleotides. Its product is annotated as putative inorganic phosphate cotransporter. Lineage: Eukaryota; Metazoa; Arthropoda; Insecta; Lepidoptera; Crambidae. The transcript has 10 exons. Gene Ontology annotation, molecular function: transmembrane transporter activity. Gene Ontology annotation, cellular component: membrane. Bases 195 to 1793 code for a protein of 532 amino acids. The record is from RefSeq and is a predicted model, not a curated record. Gene Ontology annotation, biological process: transmembrane transport; monoatomic anion transport.
UAUGACAAUAUUCGCUAUACGUUCGCCGCAGACGCGCGCGCACCGCGAAUCGCUGAUAAAUUGACACACGAUAUUUUUUUUUUGUCAUAAAAAGUGCGAGUGCUAAAAUUAUGUAGAAUAGUGAUUUGAAAUAAGUGACAUUUGUGAUUGGAUUAUUAAGUUUUUUCACUGAAGUUAGUGUGUAAUAUAAGAAAAUGGAAGAGCACGAAGGACCAGAGCAGGCGCACAAACUACUCGGCCAGAAGACGCAAGUCCAAAGAAGACCAGACAACGCCCUUACAAAGACACUACGAUCAUGUUGCGUGAUACCCCAGCGUUACGUACUCGGAGUGAUGGGCCUACUAGGAGUGUGCAAUGCUUACACCAUGCGAGUAUGUCUGAACCUGGCAAUCACCCAGAUGGUGAUCCACGUACCGAAGAACACAACAGGCCAGCCUCUCAACUAUACUGAGCCUGACACUUGCCCCAAUGAGCUGCAUGCAAAGAAAGUUGCUACGAAUCCAUAUGCAAUGUUCGAAUGGGACGAAAAAACGCAAGGCCUUAUCCUCAGUGGCUUCUACUACGGGUAUGCGUCAACACAAGUCCUCGGUGGUUACUUGGCUGAGAAGUUUGGAGGAAAAUGGACCUUAGGAUUAGGGUUACUAAGCACAGCCUUGUUUACCUUCUUGACUCCAGUCGUGAUCAGAGCUGGAGGCGCUACGUGGCUGUUUAUUCUUCGAGUGCUUCAAGGAAUGGGUGAGGGACCAACGAUGCCAGCACUCAUGAUAAUGCUGGCGAGAUGGGUGCCCCCUCACGAAAGAGGGUUCCAAGGUGCCUUGGUGUUCGGGGGAGCACAGAUAGGAAACAUUUUCGGUUCAUACAUGUCUGGAGUGCUGCUGGACGAAGGCAGAGACUGGGCUUAUGUGUUCUACUUCUUCGGAGGGUUUGGUCUUUUCUGGUUCACAUUAUGGAGUCUUCUGUGCUACAGCACGCCCAACACCCACCCCUACAUUUCGAAGAAGGAGCUGAGCUAUCUGAACACCCACGUGACUACAUCUGAGAACAAGUCUGCCAAAGACCCUGUGCCGUGGAAGGCCAUCCUUCGAUCAGCGCCCGCCUGGGCCUUAGUUUGUGCUGCGGUCGGCCACGACUGGGGCUACUACACCAUGGUGACCGACCUUCCCAAGUACUCGCACGACGUGCUCAAGUUCGACAUAGCCACCACCGGCAUCCUCACUUCCAUGCCCUAUGUCGCCAUGUGGAUCUGCUCCUUCCUAUUCGGGUUGAUCUGUGACCAUUGCAUCAAGAAGGGCUGGCACACCAUCAAGACUGGAAGAAUCAUUCACACUACCAUUGCGGCUACUGGUCCUGCAAUAUGCAUCAUUCUCGCUUCGUACGCGGGAUGUGACAGAACAGCUGCUAUGGCCUACUUCAUUCUUUCCAUGGCUCUGAUGGGAGGCUUCUACAGUGGAAUGAAGGUAAACGCCCUGGACCUUGCUCCCAACUAUGCAGGAAGUUUGACCUCAUUGGUUAACACGACCUCUACAUUCGCGGGGAUGGCCACACCUUAUCUAAUAGGGUUGAUGACGCCAAAUUCUACCCUAUCAGAAUGGCGAGGGGCCUUCUGGGUGUGUUUCGCAGUGCUCGUCGGCACAAACGUGGUGUACUGCAUCUGGGCGGACGGCAAGCAGCAGUGGUGGGAUGACGUCAGACAGUACGGGUACCCUCCAGGCUGGAAACACGGCUCUUUGAUCAAGGAAGAAGAGGUGGAACAACAACCAGAAUCGAUUAAACUCUCUGAUGGGAAGGAAUGAUGUUAAUAACUUGUUAGGUUUAAGUUAAGAAAUAGUUGAGAAUGUGAUGGCAGCGGGCUUUGAGCUCAUAAAUCAAAAUAAAAUUAAAUUAUCCCACAGCACGAUUUGUCGUCUGUAACAAAUGCACUUCUUCGGUGCAUUUAAAAAACAUGGUGUACAUAGACCUUUAGUAGCAAAUCAGUCAAUUUAUUUUGGUUUAGUACAGUGACCUUAAUUUUAUACGUAUCAAAUAUAAAUACACUCAAAGACGAAUUUAGGCCUGUAAUUUGUCCAAUUAUUGAAACUCAACAUGCAAUCACAGGCCUAAAUCUUGGGCUUCCUUUAAAUUAGGAAAUCGGUGCCAAUCGAAUAAAAUUAGUACAAGAAGGGCAUAAUAAAAUAUUCUUGGUUAAUAUUUUUUAGCAAAAAGUAGACAAUAAAAUGUUAUAGGGUCGGUACCAAUCGAAUAAUUAGUAAUACACGAACGUAAUAAAAAAGCAACAAUAUUUUAUACGCAAAAGUAUAAAAUAAAAUUGUAUGACCAUCGCAUUAUCACGAACCAGAUAAGUUCGAGUAGCUAUUUACGAUAACCAGUGAACUAGUCAGUGUGAAAUUGAAUGUAAGUGCAGUACAAAUAAAUAGUACCGUAUUUUAUGAUAGUACUUACUGCAAAUAAAAUUGCCCAUAUCGGUGUCCCUAUCUUAUGAACUCCAUAAUAGAUUUAUGCCCGUUUUCACCAUCAAUCCACAAUUUUCAAGUUACCCCUAUGGUAACACAUUACAGGAAUUUUCACUUAACUCAUGGUCACUUAAAAAUUAGGGAUUGAUGGUGAAAACGAGCAUUUAGCCUUUAUUUUUAUGUACUUUGGAAUGUACUUAUUUUGUUACGUUAAUUAUUGUAAAUAUGUUUACUAAAUAAUUAUAACAGUGUUAUUUCUGUAAGCAUCAAGUUAUAUUUCUAAGACCUGUUAUAAGAUUGAUUGCCUUUUUGACAAUAAUCAGUUAUGUUUAAAAAUAACCAAUGUCUAGUUGCUCGUUACAUUUUUAAAUGAGGUAAGAAAAUAAUAAUAAUAAAUGAUUGUCGCCUUGGUAGCCAUUCCGCAAUACGGAAUGGCUACCAAAAGCGAAAAAUGUACUGUACAACCAAUUUAUCAAUACAUUCCAUUGGGAAAAGACAUUUUCUUUCUAUCUUUUCAUUACAUUCGUUAUGAUAUUACCUCCAAUACACGUACCCUCAUUUUCUGGGCCAGUUGUUCAGGAAUCAGGAAAUUACCUGGGGCAACGAAUGGGAUUUAACGUUUUGUGUUCAAAUGGACGAUUUUUAGAUAAUGACGAUUUUAUUAGUAGAUUUAUUUUACAGUGGGGUUGGUCUAAAAAAUAAACCUAAUUACCAUACGUUUUUAAGCUAACAAAUAUGAAGGUUUUCAUGAAAAGGUCAAUAAAGGCGAAACGCAUUUUCAUAGUACUUAAGCAUACUUGAUUGUAAAUCAGUAAUUGAGAAAAACAUGAAAUUUAAAAAAAGUACAUAUCUGUAUACAUAGUACAUAUUUUUAUAUUUGCAUAAUAUUUUGGUAGGUAUGAGGAUUUUUGAAAGUUAUUUGAUUUUAUACCAGCAUUUUUAUAAGAGUUCUUAAGAUUUUACCAGCCCCAUCCCUAGUUUUAAGUUAGGUAUAGUUCUUGCAACUCGCGAAAGCGAGUGAGCUUUACUUGUGUGUGUACGUGUACAUGCACAUAACAAUAGUGUAAUGUCUAUUAAAACUUUUUAAAAACUAACAGUAGCGAGCCACCACACAUGUAGAGCUCACUCGCCUUCGUGAAUUGCAACAACUAUAAGUGAAAAUGUAAAGACGAAAGCACAUCAAGUUUCUGUGAAGUUGUACUAUUUGCUAUUUUAUAAACAUUUUUUUUAUCUGAACUUCAAGUACUGUCGACUCUACAUUACAUCUUGAAUCACGUUUACUGCCUUAAUGAUUGUUAAGUACCAUCUGAAUAAAUAAUUUACUCAUUUUA